CCUCGAGGACAAGGUAUUCGCCCCGAAGAUUACCUGUGGUGCGAGAAGAAGUGGGUCCAUAAGCAGAGCGUCUGUCGUGUCAUCAUCAACACCGAUUUCACACCGAAGUCGCAGAUGCGGCUGUUCCGCAUCCGUGGAUUUACCCAAGUCAACAAGAGAUUCAAUACC
This is a messenger RNA of Suillus paluster, 168 nucleotides long. RefSeq lists its product as uncharacterized. The transcript has a single exon. NCBI's taxonomy places the organism in Eukaryota, Fungi, Basidiomycota, Agaricomycetes, Boletales, Suillaceae. The annotation marks the transcript as partial. The record is from RefSeq and is a predicted model, not a curated record.